GCUGGUGCUGCUUCACAAACGUCACAACUUUGUGUCUUUGCUGAUGUGAAGUGAGUGUUUGUGCUGCUUCUUCCAGGAGGAGGUGAAGCUCGGCGGAGCGCCCAUGUCGCUGUCAGCUGACCUGAGCUGCCUGCAGGGCAGCAGAGGCGCCGAGCGCGAGGUGGCGCUGACCACGCUGGAGAAACAGCUGAUCUGCCCCAUCUGCCUGGAGAUCUUCAACAAACCCGUCGUCAUCCUGCCGUGCGAGCACAACCUGUGCAGGAAGUGUGCCAACGAGCUCUACCAGCCGUCUCUGUUCCACGCUCGGACCACCAUGAUGGUGAACAGCGGCCGUUUCCGCUGUCCGUCCUGCAGACAAGAAGUGGUGCUGGACCGCCACGGCGUCUACGGCCUUCAGCGAAACCUGCUGGUGGAGAACAUCAUCGACAUCUACAAAGAGGAAGUCAACAGCACCAGGUUGAGACACAGCCAGGAGAACUGCAGCAUUCAGAAACAGAGCGUGUGCGAGAAGUUCAACCACAUGUUCUCCAUCCUGGAGGAAAGACAGAAGGCGAUGACGCAGCGAAUCAGCUCUGAGCAAGAGGAGAAGACGGGCCACGCGCGGGCGCUGGCGCGUUGCCAUGAUGACAGCAUGGCAGCCAACAGCAGGCUGGCGGAGAGCGCCGCGAGCAGCAUGGAAGAGCCCGACAUGGCCGCCUUUGUUCAGAGUUCAGCAGAGAUGAUCACCAAGGUGAAGGCGGCGAGUGCCUCGGGUCCGUCCGAGACGCUGAGACCAGGUUACGAGCGCCUGAGUCGUUACAGGUUUAACUUCAGCGAGCAGGAGAGGGCGCUGAAGAGCAUCGACUUCAUCAAAGCCGUGAAGGAUGUUCCUGAAGAACCAGAGCUGGACCCAGAGCCAAAAGAACCCAAAGAUUCUUUGAUCCAGAACACAGAACCAAACGAGAACCAGCAGGCGGCAGAGGAGGCUUCAGAGCAGGAGACUCCUGAGCUGGACUCGGGUCAUGUCACGGAGGGAGAGGAGGAAGCCGCCGCCGAUCUAGCUAAACAGGGCGGCGAGCGGCAGGAGGGAAUGAGCACACAGCAGGCUGUCACACUGUUCUUCUACCUGCUCGCCCUCCUGGUCAUCCUGCAGAGGGCGUGGGCUUACGUCGGCUGCUUUAUUUGCACAUAAACGCCACACGGAGCCGCAUGAACAUCACUGCCGCACAGCUCAGGAUUCAGGAGCCUCGUACUGCUCACGCUCACCUCCACCUGCUGUCCCUCCAGGAGGGAGACCCACGGCCCUCGCAUCGCUGCCUCCACCUCCUCCACUUCCUCCUCAUCUGCCCAGUUUUUCUCCUGGCUGAGCCCCACCCACAACAAGAGUUAGGUGGUGGGUGGAUGGUUGGGGGGGGGUUCCUCUGAGAGAUGUUUGGUUGUUUGGGCUCUUAUUUUGAAAUUACAUUUUUGGGCUCGUUUUUGUAGAAAGUGUGACAGACGAUCGCUGACCUGACAGGAAGUAAAAGCAGAGAAAUAACGAGGUUCACAGGCCGAGGAGGCGUGACACAUUUAUGUGCGUGUGAGUGUGUCGUGAUGAUGAUGAUGAUGCUUCUCACAUAUUCAUUGUUGAUUUUUAAAUAAUAACUUUUCUGAUUUAGUUUCAUGACUGACUCAUUCAGUCUUUGGACACUUUGAGUUUCUGCGUGUUUCUCAGUGUUAAAAUGACAAAUCAGUGAUUCCUGAGAUUUGGGACAAAACAGGUUUUAAUUUUCUAAAAAGUAUUUUUUGAUUUUUCAAAAUCAUAUUUACAUAUAAUUGUUACACUAUAAGUUUUGGCCGUCUUACCAUGUUUUGAUCUCCCAGGUGUAACAUUUUUAAUCAUUUAUGUUUUUGCUGGAGAAGUGCAACGUUUUAGUCAACACCAUCAGACACAAAGAAAUGCACAAAUAUAUAUUUUAAAUUAAGUGUUUCAGCUAUUUUGACUUUUAGCAGCUUCUCUGUUCUACUGUUUAUGCACAUUUUCAAACUAAUUAUACCAGGUUUAAAAGUAAGAUUGUUUUGGCUUUUUGUUAUUAGAGUUACAGUCGUACAUAAGAAACAAUCAUAUUUAGCAGCAUGAAAAUUACACAUUAUUGAGAAAAUUAACUAUUUUUAUUGGAAGAUCAUGAGGGAUGAUAAAUGAAAUGAAAACAAAAAACCUCACCAUGGCAUGUGUAUUGAUCAGGAAGUGGUAAAGGGGUCCUCAGAGUGUAAGCUGCCCACAAUCAUUCCUGAUUUUUUUGUACUUUUUUAAAAAUCUGAUGGUGUUGACAAAAACUCUGGACACGAUUUGAAUCACUUAAAAUAUGCAAAUAAAUUCCAGUUGUACAUUUUGAUGUUAUAUAAGGUAUUGACUUAAAUACUUA
Neolamprologus brichardi is the source of this 2384-nucleotide messenger RNA. The record is from RefSeq and is a predicted model, not a curated record. NCBI's taxonomy places the organism in Eukaryota, Metazoa, Chordata, Actinopteri, Cichliformes, Cichlidae.